GCAGUGUUGUGCAGGAAGAGAGAGGGAGUGGAACAAAGAGAGAUAAAUGGGAUGGUCUUGAAGGCGGGGACACCACAGCCACAAGCCUGCAUCCCACGCAUUCACCUGCUCUUUGGCCACCUGAGUGCCCUGGCUGUGCCACCCUGUAGGCCAUGGAGAAUGAGCUACCAGCCCCCCACACCUCCAGUAGUGCCAGUGUCACCAGCAGCGCCAGUAGCAGCAGUGGUGGCAGCGGCAGCAGUGGCAGUGGCCGCCCCACUGGACCCCAAAUUUCUGUGUACAGUGGUAUUCCUGACCGGCAGACCGUGCAGGUGAUCCAGCAGGCCCUGCACAGGCAGCCCAGCACUGCUGCACAGUACCUGCAGCAGAUGUAUGCUGCACAGCAGCAGCACCUCAUGCUGCAGACAGCAGCCCUGCAGCAGCAGCACCUGAGCAGCGCGCAGCUACAGAGUCUGGCAGCGGUGCAGCAGGCAAGCUUGGUGGCCAACAGACAAGGAAGCACUUCUGGCAGCAGUGUGUCCUCACAGGCCCCUGCCCAGUCAUCUUCGCUCAAUCUGGCGGCCUCCCCAGCAGCAGCCCAGCUCAUCAACCGGGCACAGAGUGUCAAUUCAGCCACAGCCUCCGGCCUUGCCCAGCAGGCUGUGCUCUUGGGUAACACAUCCUCACCAGCCCUGACCGCAAGCCAAGCACAGAUGUACCUCAGGGCACAGAUGCUCAUCUUCACGCCCACGGCCACCGUCGCUACUGUGCAGCCUGAACUCAGCACUGGCUCCCCUGCUCGGCCCCCCACCCCUGCCCAGGUACAGAACCUGACCCUACGUACACAACAGACCCCAGCUGCAGGAGCCUCGGGCCCUACCCCCACUCAGCCUGUCCUGCCCAGCUUGGCCCUGAAACCCACACCCAGCAGUAGCCAGCCUCUGCCUACCCCAUCACAGGGCAGAAACACUGCUCAGGGUUCCCCUGCAGGUGCCAAGCCUGGCAUAACUGACAGUGGGAUGGAGCCACUCAAGAAAGGAGAUGGCAACAGCAGCGUGCCAGGGAGCAUGGAGGGCCGAGCUGGGCUGGGCCGGACAGUUCCCGCCUUGGCUGCCCACCCCCUCAUUGCACCAGCUUAUGCUCAGCUACAGCCACACCAGCUCCUCCCACAGCCGUCUCCCAAGCAUCUGCAGCCCCAGUUUGUGAUUCAGCCGCAGCAGCCACAGCCUCCCCAACCACCUCGGCCUGCACCCCAAGUCCAGUCCCAACCCCAGCUUGUCUCAGUACCCCCAAGCCUGGCCCUACAGCCUAACGCAGAAGUCCACGCCAUGCCACUAGGCCCAGCCACACCCACCCUGCCACUCCAGUGUCCCACUGCCCAUCUCCACAAACCAGGCAGCGGUCAGCAGAGCCACCCUCCCACCCCAGAUGCUGUGUCUCAGAAUGGACAUCCUGAGGGUGUGCCCCACACCCCCCAGCGCAGGUUCCAGCACACCUCAGCUGUCAUCUUACAACUGCAGCCUGCGUCUCCAGUGCCCCAGCAGUGUGGCCCUGAUGACUGGAAAGAAGUGGCACCAGGGGAGAAGAGUGGGCAAGAAACUCGGCCGGGCCCAUCCCCUCAUCAGCAAGCCAUUGUCACUGCCAUGCCUGGUGGCCCUCCUGUACCCAAAAGCCCUAACAUCCAGCAGUCCCCAGCUCACGAGACAGGGCAGGGCAUUGUUCAUGCACUGACCGACCUCAGCAGCCCCGGCAUGACCUCAGGGAACGGAAACUCUGCCUCCAGCAUCGCCGGCACUGCCCCCCAGAAUGGUGAGAAUAAACCACCACAGGCCAUUGUGAAACCCCAAAUCCUGACGCAUGUUAUCGAAGGGUUUGUGAUCCAGGAGGGGGCGGAGCCUUUCCCGGUGGGACGCUCGUCCCUGCUGGUGGGGAAUCUGAAGAAGAAGUAUGCACAGGGGUUCUUGCCUGAGAAGCUUCCACAGCAGGACCAUACCACCACCACUGACUCAGAGAUGGAGGAGCCCUACCUGCAAGAAUCCAAAGAGGAGGGUACUCCCCUCAAACUCAAGUGUGAGCUAUGUGGACGGGUGGACUUUGCCUACAAGUUCAAGCGUUCCAAGCGCUUCUGUUCCAUGGCCUGUGCAAAGAGGUAUAAUGUGGGGUGCACAAAACGAGUGGGGCUUUUCCACUCAGACCGGAGCAAGCUUCAGAAGGCAGGGGCUACAACCCACAACCGCCGUCGGGCCAGCAAGGCCAGUCUGCCUACUCUUACCAAGGACACCAAGAAGCAGCCAGCAAGCACUGUCCCCCUUUCAGUUACUGCUGCCCUUCAGCUGACACACAGUCAGGAAGACUCCAGCAGAUGCUCAGAUAACUCAAGCUAUGAGGAACCUUUGUCACCCAUCUCAGCCAGUUCGUCCACCUCCCGCCGACGACAGAGCCAGCGGGACCUGGAGCUCCCUGACAUGCAUAUGCGGGACCUGGUGGGCAUGGGACACCACUUCCUACCAAGUGAGCCCACAAAAUGGAACGUAGAAGAUGUUUAUGAAUUCAUCCGCUCUCUUCCAGGCUGCCAGGAAAUCGCAGAGGAGUUCCGGGCCCAGGAGAUCGAUGGCCAAGCUCUACUACUGCUCAAGGAGGACCACCUGAUGAGCGCCAUGAACAUCAAGCUGGGGCCUGCCCUGAAGAUCUAUGCGCGCAUCAGCAUGCUCAAGGACUCCUAGGGCUGCUGCUGCCCUGCCAGUGGGGCAGUGUGCGGCGCCGCCUCUCCAUGGAGCAGAGCCACAUAGACAUUCCUGAGGGGCCCAGGAUAGGGCCAGUCAGAGGGAAGGGGCUCUCCUUAGGGUGCAGCUGUGAGGAGAUCUGGGCACUCCUCUGGCUCUCAGGGGCCUUUCAUUUCUGUAGGAGGAGGAGAGACUGGCACAGAAGAUGGGGCUUGGCGCUUGUAAAUAAUGAUAGCACUGGCUUCCUCCAAAGUCCCAAUGCUCUAGCCCCCCUCUCCUCCUCUCUCUGUCCCCCAUUUUCCAGGGGGUUUAUGGUCAGGGCUUUCCAACCUGAGUUGGGUUACUUCCAAGGGCAGCCAGCAGGCCUGGAUAGAGGCCUUGAAAGCCCUUGCCUUCCUCCCUCCCACUUCUUUCUCCAGGCCUGGUUAAUCUUCCGUUGCCAGCUUCUCCCCCUUCAGCCUGUUUCCACAGCAGCUGGGGGUUCUCCCCCCACACCCUCUGCAGGCGGAGAGAGAGAAGCGAGACCCAGUUUGGCCAUGCCUGCUGGCACAGACGCCUUAACGCUGUGUGUGUGACUGUGUGACUGGGAGCCUGGACUGACUGACAGGCCUCUCUGGGUGUUUUGUAGCAAAUGGCCACUUAGUGCUUUGUCCUGGACUCCACUCAGCCUGAGGCUGAGGAAUAGAAAGAAAGGGCAGAUCUGGAGAGAUGGAGAUUAGAGCUCUUCUCCUGGUGGCAAGACUCUUAAAAGCCCUCCCCACACUGAAACUGCCUGCCUGCCUUGCUGGCUCGUGCGUGCGCAGCACAAGGAAGCUGCAGGGGCCAGGCCACCACGCUGAACCUCCUGUGGCCUGCCUGUCUGUCCACCCCUGGAUUCCCCGGUGGGGCCCUAUAACUCAAGGGAGAGGCACCCAACACUUGUUUGCUGUAAUAGCUACCUGAGGAGGAGGCAGGGCAGGAAGGGCGAGGGCCUGCCUCUGACUUGCCCUGCCCUACCAACUCUGGGAGAAGUCAGACUCUUCCCAGGAGGGUGGGUACCUUUCUUAGCUUCUUCUAUUCCUCACCCACACCCCCAGGCAGGGUUGGAAAUGAAGGACUUUUUUUAACCUUUUGUUUUUGUUUUUAAAAAAUAAAUCUGUAAAAUCUG
Molecule: messenger RNA, 3849 nt
Organism: Jaculus jaculus (lesser Egyptian jerboa)
Lineage: Eukaryota; Metazoa; Chordata; Mammalia; Rodentia; Dipodidae
Gene: Phc2
Product: polyhomeotic homolog 2
Exons: 15
Coding region: 153-2702 (849 amino acids)
Cellular component (GO): PRC1 complex; nucleus
Molecular function (GO): zinc ion binding; protein binding
Source: RefSeq, a predicted model, not a curated record